GAAUGGUCCACAUGACGUAUGAGACGACAGCUUGAGGUAAUACUGCUAUAGCCAGGCAUUUUGUUUGAAAAUUCACCUCAUGUUCUUGUAUUUUCACAUGCGAAAGGCUAUCGCUCGAUUACAACGUGGAAAUGCGGGCGGCGAAUCUUAACUUCACAGUUGUGUUCAAACUGCAAACAUAUGUGCCAAAGAGAGCAGCAUGAGGACGAUACUUGUUACGCGGAGUUUUUCGGCUGUGAAUGAAGUGCUGUCACAGGUGGGGUGUAAGAUCUGGUUAGAUCCACCAACAGCUUAUAACGCAUUGACUCCUAUUGAAGUAGUGCUUAUCUUACGAAAGGAUCGAUGCAAAGUGUUUGUAAUGAAUUUAAUGCGAUCUUGGAUGCUUUGUCACCUAAGCUCUAAGCUAGUUCGUAUACCUCUUGUCAUGAUUCCUUCUAAGCCAAAGGGGUAUGACGCAUCAUUGUUGCUGCAUCCACAUGCAACGCUUUUGAGUCAUCUGCGCUUAAUACUUAAGUCGCUCCAACAACUGCCAUCACAAUACGGUAGCUGAUUUGUUU
This is a messenger RNA of Plasmopara halstedii, 557 nucleotides long. RefSeq lists its product as uncharacterized. The record is from RefSeq and is a predicted model, not a curated record. Bases 200 to 550 code for a protein of 116 amino acids. The transcript has a single exon. Lineage: Eukaryota; Oomycota; Peronosporomycetes; Peronosporales; Peronosporaceae.